CAUCAACCAAUCUGACUAGAUAUUAAGCAAGCAUAAUGGGAUACUCCGAGGCCUACUGCCAUUUCUGCGGUGUCAGCUUCAACAUCGGUCGUGCUCGCGAUGUCGGAGAGCCCCACGUUGCCUCCUUUGGCAGCGACGAUAGCCUCUCCAUGGAGAUCGAGGAUCUAGAUCUAGCCGAGUGUGCUAAGAAGGGUUGCGUUUUCGCUCUCAAAUACCCAUAUCCCGGAGAGAAGGAUGACGAUCUAGAGGUUGAUCCCGACUAUCAGCCUGAGGAGUACGACGAUGGAGCUGACGAGCCGUACGAAUACGACUCAGAUUAUGAGUCAGAUAAAGCCAUGAGUCUCUCCGAAGACCAUCACGAUGACGAUACUCAACAAGGCGAGACGACCACGACGGAGGAUGAAGAGGAAGAAUUGUACCGCGACUUCCUCUCCAACACACUCCGCACACUCAACCCAAGACACUACACCGGAGAACCCAUCGGAGGCUUGGCCUAUUCCAAAACCACCGGAACGAAAAAAGACAUCCUGAUUCCAAUCACAUUCUCCGAGCUCCCGGAAGACUGCAGCCCCGAGGACCUGGAACACAUCCCCGCCCCGACGUGCGGCCAACCCAGCGCCUACCCCGGCUCGGCGAUCUCCGUUGCCGAAAUGCGCGGCUGCCGGACGGCCCAGUUCCUCGUGCAUAAGUCGCAGACGGAGGGAACGUGGAAGCCCGAUGGGCUGCACGAGAACUGGGAGACGGAUGCGGAGUGGUUCAUCUCCGGCGUAUGUGACGGGAUGCGAUCGCGCGAUUGCGGGUAUCCGGAUGUCUGGCCCGCGCGGGGUGGGGUCGAGACUGUGGCGGCGGACAAUGUCAAUUUCGGGUCCAUGGAACCCCACGAGCUUGCCAUGCCGUUCCACCCGUGGUGCUUCGACAUCUUCUCCCGCCAAUCGAAACGGCACUUCAACAAGGUAAACGUCGACGGACUCAUCAAAUGGCGCGAUGCCGAGUGCAGCUAUGAAGAGUUCCAUGAGUUUCCGCGGGCGGGUGAUGUCCUCGAGUCGCAGGAGCAAUGGUGGGAUCAUAAACCCGGCAGAGAGUAUCUGGCUGCGAACCCGCUUUACGUGCCUGGCUUACCGGCGUUGCUCGUAGGGGCGACGAGUCAGGAGCAGGAGGUGGAGGUGAGUAAUGCUACCUUCGAGAAUGCGGAGCGAACUCACCCGGAUACCUGCGUGGUCGACCACCUGAGCUCCCUCCCGCUGGACCUCCGUCUCCACAUCAUCAGCUUCCUCGACGCAGCAGACAUCACGCGCCUCCGCGCGGCGUCGCGGGCAUUUACGCACCUCCCCAACGGUGUCUGGUACCGCCUCGUCCGCGACGAGAUGCCCUGGCUCUGGGAGGCGUGGAACGAUUCAGAGAUCGAGCACACGCCCUCGUGGUGGACGAUGGUGAACGCGAACGAGGUCAAGUUUGUGAAUGACACGCGGAAUCACUACGCCAAGGUCUUGGGUGCCAAGCCGCCGGAUCAGGUUGAUCUGGUGGACCACCUGGUCCCGUGGCCUGCUGUGAUGCCGGAGCAAGUGAGGCUGGAAAGGGCGAACACCGAUUGGCACCGUGUUUUUACUCGGGUCAAGAGUCAGUGGGCUCGGUUGAAGGGGUUGCGGAACCGACGAAGGAUUUGGGAGGAUGUGGAGGAGAUUAUUCGUCGGAUUGAGCGGUGUGAAGGUAGUGGUUGA
Messenger RNA from Aspergillus aculeatinus CBS 121060, 1718 nucleotides. Its product is annotated as F-box protein. The record is from RefSeq and is a predicted model, not a curated record. The transcript has 4 exons. Bases 36 to 1718 code for a protein of 560 amino acids. Lineage: Eukaryota; Fungi; Ascomycota; Eurotiomycetes; Eurotiales; Aspergillaceae. Gene Ontology annotation, molecular function: protein binding.